Molecule: messenger RNA, 5079 nt
Organism: Enhydra lutris kenyoni (northern sea otter)
Lineage: Eukaryota; Metazoa; Chordata; Mammalia; Carnivora; Mustelidae
Product: NIMA related kinase 10
Exons: 37
Coding region: 1-3522 (1173 amino acids)
Biological process (GO): protein phosphorylation
Molecular function (GO): ATP binding; protein serine/threonine kinase activity
Source: RefSeq, a predicted model, not a curated record
AUGCCUGAUCAAGAUAAAAAGGUGAAGACCACAGAAAAAUCAACUGAUAAAAAACAGCAAGGAAUCACCACCAGGGACUAUUCAGAUCUUAAAAGACUUCGUUGCCUUUUGAACGUCCAGUCAAGCAAACAACAGCUUCCAGCCAUUAACUUCGAUAGUGCCCAAAAUAGCAUGACGAAGACCGAGCAUGCCAUCAAGGUGGGUGGACACAGAGCCCGAGGUCAGUGGCAUGAGUCCACAGAAGCUGUUGAACUUGAAAAUUUUAGUAUAAACUACAAGAAUGAGAGAAACUUCAGCAAACAUCCCCAGCAUAAACUAUUUCAGGAGAUCUUUACAGCCUUGGUGAGAAAUAGACUCAUCUGCAGAGAGUGGGUUCAUCGAGCCCCAUCUCUUCAUUUUCUGAGAGUGUUAAUCUGUCUGAGACUACUAAUGAGGGAUCCGUGUUACCAGGAAACACUCCAUAGCUUGGGUGGAAUUGAAAACCUAGCUCAGUACAUGGAGAUUGUGGCCAAUGAGUACCUCGGCUUCGGAGAGGAGCCGCACAGUGUGGACAAGCUGGUCAACAUGACGUAUAUUUUUCAGAAACUUGCUGCUGUCAAAGACCAAAGAGAAUGGGUCACCACAAGUGGAGCCCAUAAGACAUUAGUAAAUUUACUUGGUGCCCGAGAUACUAAUGUUUUGUUGGGUGCCCUUCUGGCUCUGGCUAGUUUAGCUGAAAGUCCAGAAUGUAGGGAGAAGAUAAGUGAACUCAACAUUGUAGAAAAUCUGCUGAUGAUUUUGCAUGAAUAUGACUUGCUUUCCAAAAGACUAACUGCGGAGUUAUUGCGCCUACUUUGUGCUGAACCCCAAGUGAAAGAGCAGGUGAAGCUCUAUGAGGGGAUACCUGUCCUCCUGAGUCUGCUCCACUCUGACCACCUGAAGCUGCUCUGGAGUGUUGUCUGGAUUCUGGUUCAGGUUUGUGAGGACCCUGAGACCAGUGUGGAAAUUCGCAUUUGGGGAGGCAUCAAGCAGCUCCUUCAUAUUUUACGAGGAGACAGAAAUUUUGUUUCCGAUCGUUCUUCCAUUGGCAGCCUGUCUAGUGCAAAUGCAGCGGGCAGAAUCCAGCAGCUUCAUUUGUCAGAAGAUUUAAGCCCUCGGGAAAUACAAGAAAAUACUUUUUCUCUUCAAGCAGCCUGCUGUGCCGCCCUCACCGAGCUGGUGCUCAACGACACCAAUGCCCACCAGGUGGUCCAGGAAAAUGGUGUAUAUACAAUAGCAAAGCUAAUUUUACCAAACAAACAAAAGAAUGCAGCAAAAAUGAAUCUAUUACAGUGUUAUGCAUUCAGAGCCUUGAGGUUUCUCUUCAGUAUGGAAAGAAACAGACCACUCUUUAAAAGACUUUUCCCCACUGACUUGUUUGAGAUCUUCAUCGAUAUAGGACAUUAUGUUCGUGAUAUCAGUGCUUAUGAAGAAUUGGUAUCAAAGUUGAAUUUGUUAGUGGAGGAUGAACUGAAGCAAAUCGCUGAAAAUCUUGAAAGCAUUAAUCAGAAUAAAGCUCCUUCGAAAUAUAUAGGCAACUAUGCGAUUUUGGAUCAUCUUGGAAGUGGAGCUUUUGGCUGUGUCUACAAGGUUAGAAAGCGUAGUGGCCAAAAUCUUUUAGCAAUGAAAGAAGUCAAUUUACAUAACCCAGCAUUUGGAAAGGAUAAAAAAGACCGAGACAGCAGUGUAAAGAAUAUUGUUUCUGAAUUAACAAUAAUUAAAGAGCAGCUCUAUCAUCCCAAUGUUGUACGCUAUUACAAAACAUUUCUGGAAAAUGAUAGGUUGUAUAUAGUUAUGGAGCUUAUAGAAGGGGUCCCUCUUGGAGAGCAUUUCAGUUCUUUGAAGGAAAAACAACAUCAUUUUGUUGAAGAAAGACUAUGGAAAAUAUUUAUACAGCUGUGCUUAGCUCUUCGGUACUUACACAAGGAGAAGAGGAUUGUGCAUAGAGAUCUGACACCAAACAACAUUAUGUUGGGGGACAAAGACAAAGUAACAGUUACUGACUUUGGGCUGGCAAAGCAAAAACAAGAAAACAGUAAACUCACGUCUGUUGUUGGAACAAUCCUGUAUUCCUGCCCCGAGGUACUGAAGAGUGAGCCGUAUGGGGAGAAGGCUGAUGUCUGGGCGGCCGGCUGCAUCCUUUAUCAGAUGGCAACUCUGAAUCCCCCCUUCUAUAGCACCAACAUGCUCUCCCUGGCUACAAAAAUAGUGGAGGCAGUGUAUGAACCGGUGCCAGAAGGCAUCUACUCUGAGAAAGUGACAGAUACCAUCAGCAGGUGCCUCACUCCUGAUGCAGAAGCCCGCCCAGAUAUUGUAGAAGUCAGCUCAAUGAUAUCAGACGUCAUGAUGAAGUAUUUAGACAACUUGUCUACAUCCCAGCUGGCUUUGGAGAAGAAGCUGGAACGGGAACGGAAGCGUACACAGAGGUACUUUAUGGAAGCCAACCGGAAUGCUGUCACAUGUCACCAUGAGCUGGCUCUGUUAUGUCAUGAGACCUUCGAGAAGGCGAGCCUGAGCAGCAGCAGCAGUGGGGCCGCCAGCCUGAAAAGCGAACUCUCAGAGAGCGCAGACCUGCCCCCCGAGGGCUUCCAGGCCCCCGGCAGUAAGGAGGAAGACAGGGCCUGCGAUGAAAUCCUGUCAGAGGAGAACUUCAACUUGGAAAAUAUCGAGAAAGAUAUGUACUCAGAGCUAGAUGAUGAACUGGACAUUUUGGACAACUCCAGCAGCUCCAGUUCAAGCCCUUUAAAAGAAUCUACAUUCAGCAUUUUAAAGAGAAGUUUUAGUACCUCAGGAGGAGAAAGACAAUCCCAAACAAGGGACUUCACUGGUGGAUUAGGAUCCAGACCAAGACCAGCUGUGCUGCCUCUUGACCUGCUUCUGAAAGUACCACCCCUCAUGCUCAGGGCCCACGUUAAGGAGAUAGAGGCCGAGUUAGUGACAGGGUGGCAGUCCCAUAGCCUUCCCGCUGUGAUUCUUCGCAAUCUCAAAGAUCAUGGGCCACAGAUGAGCACAUUCUUGUGGCAAGCGUCUGCAGGGAUUGCUGUGUCCCAGAGGAAAGUACGACAGAUCAGCGAUCCUAUUCAGCAGAUCUUAAUUCAGCUGCACAAAAUCAUCUACAUCACACAGCUUCCUCCAGCUUUGCACCACAAUUUGAAAAGAAGGGUUAUAGAGAGAUUCAAGAAAUCCCUCUUCAGCCAGCAGAGUAACCCUUGCAAUUUGAAAUCUGAAAUUAAAAAGUUAUCUCAGGGAUCUCCAGAACCCAUUGAGCCCAACUUUUUCACAGCAGAUUACCAUUUAUUACAUCGUCCGUCGGGUGGAAACAGCUUGUCCCCAGAUGACCCGACAGGUCUGUGUACCAGCUCUGACUUGGAGGAGGGAAUAACAUAUGAACAGAUGCAGACUGUGAUUGAAGAAGUCCUAGAGGAAAGUGGUUAUUACAACUUUACAUCUAACAGAUAUCACUCCUAUCCGUGGGGGACCAAGACUCACCCAACCAAAAGAUGAAAACCCUGAUUUUGAAUGGACUUCGUUUUCCUAGUGAAGUUCAAGUUCUGGACUUCAGCUCUACCAGACACCCAAGGAUUGGGAGCUGCUGGAAGGGCAUGGAAAAGACAAGACCAGGAUGCCUUGGCCCCUCCAAAGCCUCUCUCUGAAGGUCCUGUGCUAGGUUCUGUGGCCGUGGCAGCAUGGGAAGGCUCUGCUCCCCAGAUGUGGUAGACACAGAAUGACAGGGCUGUCAGUGUGCUCCUGGGAGAAAAUGCUGCAGAAUUCACCUGUGGGGAGAAAACUUGCACCUCACAGAACUUUCCUCCAAGUUAAAAAAGAAACAACAACAACAACAACAAAAACAAAGUCAUAUUUUUCAGCAGAAUGUUUUAUAUUUAGGAUUGCAGAAACUAUGUUUAAAGGCAUCUAGCCUUCUGUGUAUAUAAAAAUAGUUUUAGAAAGAGAAAUUUACAGGCCCCAGAGUAAUAAUAUAUUGGGCAAUUCAUUGUAUUCCCCAAUUUUUUCCUUUAUUUUAAAAAAAAUUUAAAAUAGAAAUUUAAAAUUUUGUUGUUGUUGUUGUUUUAAGGAAAGGAUUGGUUCUCUCUUCACCAGUGGGUGCUAGUGGUCCGAAGACAGUAGACAGUAUUUGUGACCUUUGCACAGCCUCUGGGAAUAACUGUCAAAUUGUCGGAUGUAAGUUAGACUAAUAGGAUAUAUUGCUGUACAGUGUGUGUGUAUAUAGACGUAUAUAUGGGGGGAGGGAGGAGAGGUUUUGAUUAGGCAAAUGCUUUGCUGCUAAUCAAACUUAUAGUGUUUUUAGAGCACUUUGAAGAGUUCAUAGAAUCUAUGAAAGCAAUGCAAUAUUCCUUAUUCUAAGUCCCUUCUCACUAAAAUUACCUAUGUUUUAUUGUUUGGAGAUUUAAAAUGAAAACAAGUUAUAUAAUUAAAUGUAUGUCCCAUCUUUAUUCAUUGAGACAUUCCUAAAAAAACUAGAAAUCAGAAUGCCAGAUAGUGUUCCAUUCCUAGAGACUUUGUGAUGGAAAUUUUCUAGAUUCUUAUUGGGCUAACAUCUCUUCAACUGGUUUAUAACUGGUGUAAUAUCCAGAAAUGCCCUUAUUGCCAAGUCAGACUGCACUUCUAACUGCUUAAAGAACAUUUUAAUUAUAUAUAAUUAGUAAUCUGAAAGCUGAAAUUAUGCUUUUUAUUUACUUCUCACUUAGCUCUGGUAUCUUUAUUUACAUUGAUAUAUUUUUAGUAUGAUUGAACAGGAUUUAGUUCAUAUAUUUACAGUGUCUGAAACAUAAUAGCCUUUUGUAUAGUAUAGAAAAUCUCUUAAUGUGAACCCAUACUACUUUUACAAUUUGUUGGUUCAACACUUAAAGGCUAUCCAAAUUUUCUUUAACUAAUGCCUUUGAAAAUUGCCAAUGAAUCUUUGUCUUUAAGCCAAAUUAAUGAUUACAAAUAUACUGUAAUUUAAAAUAACAGAUGCAAUUAGAGUAAUGAAAAAUGUCAUUUUCAGCUUUCAAACCAAUUCCAUUCAUAUGUGAAAUGUAUAUGUAAAAUCCAGAUGCUAUG